UUGACAAAAAUGACCACGUGCCCCCCAACUCAAUUUCAAUAAACAAAGAGUUUAAUUUGAGACAAAACACCAUAACCAUACUCCACCUUCACCUCAAUCCCCUCGAAUCCUGUCCCCCCAAAAAUGUCGACUCCGCUUGUAACAAUGGAAACGAAGGCCAAAGCAGAAGUUUACCAUGGAAACCAAACAUGCAGAGACAAAUUCACGUCGUUGUUAGCAGCAAAAGGGUUGCCUAAUGGCUUACUAACUUUGCAAGACAUACAUGAAUGUGGUUACGUUAAGGACACUGGCUUUGUCUGGCUCCGCCGCCGCCACUGCCGGCAUAAAAUGUCGUCGAAGAAAGACAGCUUUUACAGGUUCGAAAACGUUGUCAUCAGCUACGACACCGAAAUAACGGCGUAUUUCGAGACAAACAAGAUCAAGAACCUGACUGGUGUUAAAGCUAAGGAGUUCAUGAUUUGGGUCAACUUAACUGAAAUCUACGUCCAACAAUCUCCUUCUUCGACGUCGAUGAUUACGUUCAAAACUCCGGUCGGCUUGUCGAGGUCGUUUCCAGUAUCGGUGUUUGAAGCUGGAGCGGUUGCCGUGAAGGAAUUAACCGAGGAAGGCAAGGAAGGAAAGUAGUGCAAGAAAGAAAGGUGGUAUAUGUAGAUUACAAUCUCAAUUGCCAUUUUACUUGUACGUAUUAAAUUUCUUAAUACAUUGUGUAAAUUGUAUCAAUUCAUUCUCUUUUUCUUCUUUCGGAUAAAAUUUACUUA
This is a messenger RNA of Gossypium raimondii (Peruvian cotton), 758 nucleotides long. RefSeq lists its product as uncharacterized. NCBI's taxonomy places the organism in Eukaryota, Viridiplantae, Streptophyta, Magnoliopsida, Malvales, Malvaceae. The transcript has a single exon. The coding region runs from base 124 to 624 and encodes 166 amino acids. The record is from RefSeq and is a predicted model, not a curated record.